AUGGGAAAACAGCAAUCAAAAUUAAUUCAUGAUCGUUCACCCACCAACUCGAUUAAUUCAUUUGAAUAUUGUUCUUCUGAUUUAAUAGUAAAUUAUCCUUUAUCCGAAACUGAAAAAUUACAACUGGCUUCAUUACCAGAUUUAAAAUUUGAAACUAUAAAAAAGAAAAAAUAUUAUCCUCAAACAAAAUUCACUGGCAUAGAUAUUGCACCAAUAUUUCCUACCUCCGUGAAACCUCAAAAUGUUGAAUUUAUUCAAGCCAAUAUUCUCAAAGGUUUACCAUUCAAAGAUAAUACAUUUGAUUUCGUAAUGAUAAGGUUAAUGAUAUUCGCAUUUACUAUUGAUGAAUGGGAAAAAGCUGUAAAAGAAGCGGUCAGAGUUUGUAAAGUUGGUGGAUGGAUAGAAAUGAUGGAAAAAGACAUUCUUUUCUUUGGAGCCGGAAGAAUUGCGAAUGGAAUUCAACAUUGGCAAAGGAAUGUACCAUUUGGUGGUAAUUUAGGUAAAAGUUAUUCAGAAAUUUAUGCUUGGGGUGCCAAGAAUUUGAAGAACGUAAUUAAGAAUGAAUGUAGGAAUGAUCAAGAAUGGGAUGAAGUUGUUGAUAAAGUUAUUGAUGAAUUAAGUUCAUAUGGAGCUUAUGAUAAGAUUCAUAGAUUUUGGGGAAUUAAAAUAGAUGAAAAUACUGGAAAUAUUGUAAAUAAAAGUUUAAAAGAUGGGGAGACUCUCGGAGUUAUUAAUGGUGUUAAAGUAAUUGAAGUUUUGUAA
Diversispora eburnea is the source of this 762-nucleotide messenger RNA. Lineage: Eukaryota; Fungi; Glomeromycota; Glomeromycetes; Diversisporales; Diversisporaceae. The record is from the annotation of a GenBank genome assembly.